GACCAGCAAUCGUCGCACUAUAAAUGUAUAAAUCCUGCAGACAGGGACAGUCAUUACUCUGGUCUCUGAACUUUGGUAAAUGUCUGUGAGCUGAAGAGAUGCAGUCGUGUGAUUUCUGCGGACACGGCCCGGGUGAGAAUAACCACGGUGUGUCCUUCUUCAAAUACCCUUUAAAAGAGGAGCUUCGCCAUUACUGGAUAGUUAAUAUGGGGAAAGACUCGGAUUGGACUCCAUCUGAAUCCUCUUUUCUGUGCUCCGCUCAUUUCACUCCGGAUUGCUUUGAAUCUGGAUCAGCGCGUUUACACCCAGACGCCAUACCCACUGUAUUUCAUUUUACACAAUCUAAGAAUCAGUUGCUAAGGGACACUGAAAAUCUCCCUCCACACCAAGGGGCACCUCCCGAGUCCACCGACUCAUCCAGGUCAUCCUGCUGUGACUCUUAUAAACGUCUGCAGGCCUCAGAAAGAAAUUACCAGCUGAAACUAGCUGCUGCUCAGCUCCAGAUAAAAGAAUACAAAAAGAAUUUAGCGGAAGAGUCACGAAAAGCAACACAAUGGCAGAAGCGAGCAAUAGUUUUGCAGAGUGCCAUCAGAGCGAUGAAACAAAGGGGGUCUAUACCCGCCUCAAGAAAAACAUCUACACCUAAAAAUAAUCAUUUGGACUGA
Puntigrus tetrazona (Sumatra barb) is the source of this 665-nucleotide messenger RNA. RefSeq lists its product as uncharacterized. The transcript has 3 exons. The record is from RefSeq and is a predicted model, not a curated record. Gene Ontology annotation, molecular function: sequence-specific DNA binding. Bases 99 to 665 code for a protein of 188 amino acids. Lineage: Eukaryota; Metazoa; Chordata; Actinopteri; Cypriniformes; Cyprinidae.